AUGACGACUAUUGGUCAUUGGAAUCGAUCCAUUACAUUCCUGCCAAAAUAUGCUGUCGGAGACAAAUAUACACUCAUUACUAUACAGUUAUUUAUUACAUGCAAACGAUUCUUAGUAACUAAUUUUUUACUUGUUGCAGAUAUUGCCAUCACGACAGGGGACCAAUUAGAAUUUUACACAAACAAAACGAAAGAAAAGGAUGAGGUAGGGAGAUUCAGAGAUCUCACAGCCUUGGCACACGAUGCCGUCCAUAACUUGUUGUUAUUCGUUGAUAAACAGGGCGAUAACGCGUCUAUAUUUAGCUACAACCUGGCCACGAAGAAGUCACAACCUCUAGUGGGUAGACGGUCGCAUGAGAGCAUACAAGGUCUGGCAUUUGACCCCGUUUCCGGUAAGAUAUUCUGGCCGGACACGGAAGAUAAAAUCAUCUACUGGACCUCGUUGUGGUCUAGGUCCAAAACUGAUAUAUACGGAAAAGUUCUUUUGAAUAUGACACACGAAAUACCUAGGGAUAUCGCUGUUGAUAGCUGUAGAGGUUACAUAUACUGGACCAACAUAAACGUUACGAGACCAACGAUUGAAAGAGCGCGCCUGGAUGGCACCGGCCGAGAGGUCAUCAUAGACAAGGACAUCUAUAUGCCAGUAAGCAUCGCUGUCGAUCAGAGAACAAGGAGUCUGUACUGGGUCGACGACAAAGAAGGCAUACAUUAUACCAUUGAGACGUCAGACUUGGACGGCGGGAACAGGAAGAAGGUAGUUGUUGGAAUACAUCACCACCCGAACACGCUGACUGUAUCAAAGGAUUCGUUGUACUGGGUAGAUUGGGCUUACAAAACUGUGUGGAAAAUCGAUAAAGACGCACCUCCUUACACAGAACCAGAGGAGUUCCUAACAUUCUCGAACGGGAAUAUUAAGCCUUUCGGUAUCGUAGCAAACUAUAACAUUGAAGAUCAAAUUGAGGGUAUACCGGAGUGUAAGAACGUGUGGGAAAUGCAGAAGUCUAAAAAUGAGACGGUCGACAUUCCAACCGAUUCCACCUUCGAUGUUGGUCUCUUCUGCUUACAUGGUGAAGGGUCUGGAAAUGAAUGUAAAUGUAUACAAGGAUAUACAGGCGAUCGUUGUGAGAUAUCUGUGUGUCAAAGCUUUUGUUUGAAUGGGGAAUGUAAAGUAGGAUCCGAAGGGCAGCCUACCUGCAGAUGCAAGAAAGGAUAUGCUGGGCUCCGAUGUGAAGUGAAUGUAUGCAACGGUUAUUGUCUGAAUAGUGGUGAAUGUUCGAUCAAUUCUGAUAAACCCACUUGCAAGUGUCCAGAUAAUUUUGAAGGGGGGAGAUGCGAAAGAAAAAAACCCGAAGUAGCCACUACAAUAGCACCUGUUAAAGAUAUAUGCAAUUGCACGAACAACGCGAACAACUCGCCAGGACACCCAGAUGUGACAAAAAGCCAAACAAUUGCAAGCCCGCUGAUGACAACCACUGAAGCGUUGUUAGUGGGCGAUGAUUUUGUGGAAUCCUGCGCAGGCUGGGAUGGAGUGCGCGAUCCUAUAUUGAUGGCGUUGGGAGUACUAUGUGGACUUCUGAGCUUGCUCUGUGCUAUUCUUAUUACGAAAGUACUGCAACUGAAGCGACGCCCCAGGAUAAAGAAACGUAUAAUCGUGAACAAGAAUGUUACACCGCUGACGGCUCGACCGGAUCAAUGUGAAAUAACUAUAGAGAAUUGCUGUAAUAUGAAUAUAUGUGAAACGCCCUGUUUCGAGCCAAAAUCGACGAUUAGGCCGAACCUGCUAAACACAAAACAAGGAAAGGAAGAGAAACGGAACUUAAUUGCGAACAUGGAAAAUCCCGAUGAUAUGUACUAA
Messenger RNA from Pieris macdunnoughi, 1854 nucleotides. The record is from the annotation of a GenBank genome assembly. NCBI's taxonomy places the organism in Eukaryota, Metazoa, Arthropoda, Insecta, Lepidoptera, Pieridae.